Messenger RNA from Adineta steineri, 2242 nucleotides. NCBI's taxonomy places the organism in Eukaryota, Metazoa, Rotifera, Eurotatoria, Adinetida, Adinetidae. The record is from the annotation of a GenBank genome assembly.
UUCAAGAAACUAAAUUUAUGGAUUGUUAAACAGGUGAAAAUUUCAAAUAUUUUUAUUAACAGGAAUAGUUUCAAAGAAAAUUUUAUGAUUUAGUUUAUUAAAAGUUGAUUUCUAGUAUGGAAACUGUUAAAUUUUUUAUAUUUAGACUUUGAAUGUAUCUACUUCUAUAAAUGAAUCUAAAUUACCGUUAUCAUCUACGAGAGAACAAAAAACGUCAUCAAUUAUAUCAUCUACUGAAUAUGAUCAGAAUAUUAUCGAUGAUGUGCGUCUACUAUUGUCAGAUCUCAUUAUCCAAGUUGAUCAAAAAUCAAAAUUAACUAAUGUACCAUCUUCUAUAUCAAAAUUUGCACAGUCAACAAUACCUCCGCCGCCACCACCACCACCAUUCUUUACGAUUGCAACAUCAUCUCCACCGUCAUCGUCUUCAUCAUCUAUUCCACCACCACCACCUCCUCCACCAUUUCCUGGUUUUGCUAUUCCUCCACCACCACCUCUACCGUUUUGUACAAGUUCAACUGGUCCGCCACCACCUCCACCGCCUCCUCCAUUUCUUAAUUGUGGUGCUCCACCGCCGCCACCACCACCUUUUCCAGGGUUUGCUGGUCCACCACCGCCACCACCACCUCCACCUUUUCCAGGAUUCUCUGGUCCGCCACCACCACCACCUUUUCCAGGAUUCUCUGGCCCGCCACCACCACCACCUUUUCCAGGAUUUGCUGGUCCACCACCGCCGCCACCACCUCCACCUUUUCCAGGAUUCUCUGGUGCGGCGCCACCACCACCUCCACCAUUUCCUGGUUUUGGCGGACCUCCACCACCACCUCCAAUGAUGCCGGGAUUUGGUGCUCCACCUCAAUUUCCACAAUAUUUACGUAAGAAACAAAAGUAUGCUGUUACUGAACCAGUUAAAAAAGUUCAAUGGAGUAAAAUUAAUCCACAUGCAAUCAAAAGAGACUCUAUAUGGGUUGAAGUCGAUGAAGAAAAAUAUAUCAGUGAUGAGCUAUUUUCUGAUAUACGAAAGAAUUUUGCUAAUAAAAUAGCACCAAGUAGACAACCUAUUCAUGAUCUUGUUGAUAAAUCAAAAGAAUUACGUGUACUGGAUUCUAAAGCUGCACAAAAUUUCGCAAUAAUGUUUAGUCAAUUAAAAGCACCACCAACGACAUUUCGUGAAUGGAUGCUUUCAUGUGAUAAUGAAUCUUUAAAAGAUGAUUUUCUCAAACAAUUAGAAAAAUAUUUACCAACACCUGAAGAAUUGAAAGCAUUAUCUGAAUUAAAAGAAGAAAUAAAUGAUUUACAAUAUUCAGAACAAUAUUUUUGUGCAAUCGGUGAUAUAAAACGAUUAAAACAACGUUUGAAAACUCUUUUAUUCAAAGCGAAUUAUAAAGAAACAUUUGAAGAAACAGAUAAAGCAUUCGUAGAAGUUCGUACUGCUUGUGAUCAUGUUCGACAUUCGUUACGAUUCAAAAAAAUGCUUGAAUUAAUUUUAACAAUAGGAAAUUAUAUGAAUUCAAGUGCAAAAUCAUAUGAACCUGUACAUGGAUUUGAUAUUAGUUUUCUACCUAAACUUCAUUCAACAAAAGCAAAUGAUGGUCGUCGUUCAUUACUUCAUUUUAUUGUUCAAGCUAUUGAAGAUAAACAUCGUGAUUUAUUAUCAUUUUCCGAUGAAUUCUUUUCUCUUGCUGAUGGUAUAUCGAAAAUUAAUAUACUUGAAUUACAAAAACAACCAAAAGAUAUCGGUCGAGAAUUGAAAUGUGCUCGAGAAGAAUUAGAGAUUGCAAAACAUGUAGAUGAACGAGUGGAGGGAGAUAAAUUUGCUGAAUCAAUUGAGGAUUUUAUAAUUCGAGCUCACGAUGAUGUUACUCGACUAGAACAGUUAGAUGGAGAAAUGACUCAAGCUUAUCAAGAUUUAUGUGAUUUUUUGGCGAUUGAUCCUAAAAUCUAUUCUCUUAAUGAAUUUUUUACUGAUCUCAAAUCAUUUUGUUCAUUCUUUUCGACAUGUGUCCAGGAAGUACGAGCUUGGCGUGAACAAGCAGCAAGAGCUAUUAAAAAUUCACCUACUCACUUUAGUCAAACCCUAAUGUCUACUUCACAAUGUUUUACUCGAACACCUUCACGUCGUUUUCCUAUACGAUAUGAUUCGACUGAAGAUUUUAUAUUGGCGGCUGCCGAAAGUGGUUCGUCAUCUUCACGUGGUUCUUCUCCAAAUAUAGCAUAUCGUCGUCAGGUAGCUGAAUCUUUAUAA